UUGAUGUAUGAAAACGCUGUUAUACUCUUGUAAACUCCUCUAACGUGUAAGAUGUGUUGGUAAUUGCCUGGAAUUUGGUGUUUAUACUUGGUUGUGUGUUAUAUGGGGGUCUGAGGUGGUCUUGUCCUCUUGUUGUAGUUGAGCGCGUGUGAAUGAGAGGCGGGCUCGAGUUUAUGUACUGAUCCGGCGCGCGCGUGCGAGUUCGUGGCCCAAGUGUAGACAGAGAGACAGAGCAGCUCUCUCAGAGCACAGAGCAGCGGGGAAAAGCGGCUCGGAGUCUCUUCUCAGCAGUUCCAGCAGUGCCGAGACAGUGACAGUGUGUGUUUAUGGACUUAUGUGCGAUAUUAAACCGCGCGCGCUCCUGGUCGGACGGUUUUGUAAGGCAGUGUGUGAAACACGCCGAAGAGCUCGGAAAGUUUGCGCUGUGUGAGACUUCAAGCUGUUUCACAGAGAAAACCGACCGGAAACUGGACACUUAUUUGUUCUUUGGAUGGGGAAACACGCGUGAUUUUGUUUAUUUAUGUAUUUCAUAUUUCAUCAGGAAUUUGUACUUGAAGAAGUGAUUCAUUGAAUGAGCAAGAUUAAGCAUGGCUCUAAAUUCAGUAUUACAACACCGCUGAGGAGGAGGAGGAGGAGGGGAGUCGGGUCGGAGACGAGUAGCCUACAAAAUCUGAAGCUGAUUGUUUCUUUGAAUAAUGCCGAUAGAGAAACUGGACAUGGAGGAGAAACUGCGAAUUUUAGAGGACCUGAACAUGCUGUACAUCCGUCAGAUUGCCUUCAGUUUACAGGACAGUGACAUCCAGAAGAAGAUUGACCACGAGAUCCGGAUGCGAGAGGGAGCAUGUAAGCUCCUGGCCGCUUGUUCGCAGAGGGAUCAGGCGCUGGAGGCCUCGAAGAGUCUGCUCACCUGUAACGCUCGCAUCAUGGCGUACAUGUCAGAGCUGCAACGCAUGAAGGAGGCGCAGGUCAUGCAGCGGGUGGCUCGGAGGUCAUCAGAUGCAGGACCAAUGGAUGACCGAUCUCCAUGUAAAGGCAAAGUUGCCAUUUCAGAUCUUCGAAUUCCUUUGAUGUGGAAAGACACUGAAUACUUUAAAAACAAAGGAGAGCUACACCGCUGUGCUGUGUUCUGUCUGCUGCAUUUAGGAGGGGAGAUCUUUGACACAGACAUGGUGAUGGUGGACAGAACCCUCACGGACAUUUGCUUUGACAACACCAUAGUCUUUAAUGAAGCGAGCCCAGGUUUUGAGCUGAGGUUAGAGCUGUACAGCUGCUGUACAGAGGACGAUUACUCAGCGGGCAGCACUCCACGCAAGCUGGCCAGCAAGCUGAGCUCAUCUCUGGGCCGCUCAUCUGGGAAGAAGAUGCGUGCAGUGCUGGAGCCUGGAGCCUGCAGCCCCAUCAGCAACGGGAGCAAUGCACAACUGCUGCUGCCUGUACCACCUGUGCCAGGACCCAAGUACCAUGUCCUGGCUCACACCACUCUCACACUCUCCCACGUUCAGGACAGCUUCCGCACACACGACCUCACCAUAACUGGCAACGAAGAGUGUUCAUACUGGUUGCCGCUGUAUGGCAGUGCGUGUUGUCGUCUGGCUGCACAGCCCCACUGUAUGACACAGCAGAUGAUCAGUGGCUGCCUCAGGGUCAAGCUCGGUGGGGAUCCUCAAGGAUGGACAAACGUUUAUGGUGUCCUAAAAGGGACAAGCCUCUUCUGUUACCACCGACAGGAAGACAUGGAGGCUAACGUGGAGCCAUUAUUAACGAUCAGCAUUAACAAAGAGACGAGAAUACGAGCAGCAGAAAGAGACCCCCAAAGCAAAGCUCAGAGUAUCUGCAUCAGUAACCAGUAUGGAGGAGAGGAUGUCACACACACGCUAGUGACGGACAGUCGAGAGGACACACAGCGCUGGAUGGAGGCCUUCUGGCAGCAGUUCUUUGACAUGAGCCAGUGGAAGCAGUGCUGUGACGAGCUGAUGAAGAUUGACCUGCCUUCACCACGCAGACCGGCUCUGGUUACGGCCAAACAGGGCUCACUCUACCAUGAGAUGGUUAUUGACACAUCUGAUGACAUCAGUGCUGUCACAGACAUCCUGACGAGGCGUAUCGAGGAGUUUGAGUUUCAGACCCCACCUCACUGGAUGUCCUUAUUUAAGGAAGAGCCUCCUGGUAGCCCCCAAAACCUCCGGCACCACUCUCCUGGCCCUCGCUGUCACCGCCCUCAUGCUCUGCUCUCCUCCGAGGCCAGCCUCGCCUCAGACAGCUCCAGCCCCUGCAGCUCUAGCCCCUGCUCACCUAGCCACUACCUCGCCUCCAACCGUUUCCGCCCUCGUACACUUUCUCUGGAUGCCAAGCUGUCCACGCUACGAGGGAGAAACUACGGGGGCCUCCACUGUUCGUGCCAACCUCCUUCAUCCAGCUCGCUCCAUCAGCAGGCUCCACCUCUCUCCUGCUCCAGCUCCACUUCCAGUAACAGCUCGAGUGAAGGGAGCAACAGCCCAGAAUCGGAUCUGGCCUUCUCGCGACCUUCUGGAGCACGCCGCAGCCUGAGGAACCUCCGAGCAAAGCUGGACCCCAGAAACUGGCUACAGAGUCACGUUUAGUUCCCUUGAGUUCCUUCCUGAGGAAAGAAUUUCUCACAAAAUGACCUCUUUAUAAAAGGAUCCCAACCAUUCAGUCCUUAAGUAAGCCCUUGAAAGACCUGGAAUGUCCAUGACAAGGAUAACUGUCCUCAGUGUGGCUCAGACUCUCACUUCAGACAUGGUGAUGGACAAAGACUAUAAUUAAUGGGAGAUUUCCUGUAAAUGGCUUCAGCACCAUGGCGAUAGAUAAUAAUUUAUACAUAGUUCACUAUCAGUAUAUGCAGUUUAUGUAAUACAGAAAUCCUGCGAUUCUCAACCUCAAACUGGAGUUCCAACAGAACAGGCAAUACCAAGAGUCAGAGCGCUUCUCCAAUCUCUUUCAAACUGUACUAAUGAUCUGCAGUCAGUUGAAGCAGUUUAAAUAUAAAUCCAGUUAUAACAUAGUGCUAACUUAACAGCCACUAUGUUCAAAUUUACAAGCUACUGAAAAAAAAAGACCUAUGGGGAAAAAAAAUAAUAGCUCAAAAUGUACAGCUACCAUUUUAUAGGUGCAGCGCCAUAUAAAAUCU
Messenger RNA from Ictalurus punctatus (channel catfish), 3148 nucleotides. RefSeq names its product rhotekin a (gene rtkna). The transcript has 12 exons. The coding region runs from base 696 to 2600 and encodes 634 amino acids. Gene Ontology annotation, biological process: septin ring organization; signal transduction; mitotic cytokinesis. The record is from RefSeq and is a predicted model, not a curated record. Gene Ontology annotation, cellular component: actomyosin contractile ring. NCBI's taxonomy places the organism in Eukaryota, Metazoa, Chordata, Actinopteri, Siluriformes, Ictaluridae.